Talaromyces amestolkiae is the source of this 1125-nucleotide messenger RNA. RefSeq lists its product as uncharacterized. The transcript is spliced from 6 exons. Lineage: Eukaryota; Fungi; Ascomycota; Eurotiomycetes; Eurotiales; Trichocomaceae. The coding region runs from base 1 to 1125 and encodes 374 amino acids. The record is from RefSeq and is a predicted model, not a curated record.
AUGGUUGACGAGACUUCAGCUGAAUUCUUGGCUGAAUCCAAAGUGCAAUCCAUUAUCGUCUGCAAUGCGAUCCUAAUCGCCUGCAGUGGAGUAGGAAUUGGUGUGAGACUCUUUGUGCGCUCAAGGUUUCUGUCUGGUAUCGGCUGGGAUGAUAUCUUCUGUUUAAUUGGAUAUAUCUUCACAUUUGUGGAAUGUUUGGUGUGCAUUUUAAUGACAAAUUACGGCUAUGGACAUCACUAUCAAACUAUUCAAAAUGACUUAUACAAACAGAACAUGUUCCUCAAGCUAGACUUCGUGACCGAGAUUACCUAUCUCAUUGCUCUGUGGGCAGUCAAAGUUUCUUUCGGCUUAUUCUAUCUCAAAGUAUUCCCCGGCCGAUGGUUUCGCAUUAUCUGUUGGGGUCUGAUCGUACUCGUUACCGCCGAAUGGAUUGAAGAGACUUUUGUGGUUAUAUUCCAGUGCUCGCCUGUACAAAAGGCGUGGGAUGCCAGUGGAAGUGCGGCGGGCAAAUGUCUCUCGCUUCUAAGCUUUUACUACAUUUCGUUCGCCGUUCGACUUGCGACUGAUUUGGUUAUCUUCGCUCUCCCGCUUCCAGAAUUGCUUCGAUUGAACAUGCCACUCGGAAAGCGUCUUGGCCUGGUUUUCAUGUUUGGCCUGGGUCUUAUGAUUGUGGUGACAAGUAUAAUUCGAGCAACUUACUUGAACAACUUUUCGAUUGAUCAUACAUGGACACUUGUUAACCCUUUGAACUGGUCAUCUGUGGAGAUUGGUGUCGGCGUGUUCAUUGCCUGCGUCCCAUCGUUCAAGACCUUGAUCACCUUCUGCUUCCCCUCUCUCAAACACAUUUUGGGUCUCUCUAGUGGCCGCAGCUACGGUCCUCAGUACGAACUCUAUGGGGCAUCAGGUCGGCGUACAGAAGACCCUCGCUCAUGGAAUGGGAAAUCCCAUAACCACACCAAAAUGAGCACCAUCACCCGUACCAACGUUGAAGCCAGCAGGAACACAUCUGAGGAGCGCAUCAUUUCGGAUAAUCCAGUGGGUAUUCAAGUUACCACUGAUGUAAGUGUGAACCGAGUGACCAAACCGACGGACCCUCAUCUUCAUCCAUGGAACCAAGAAGACUAA